Spirometra erinaceieuropaei is the source of this 264-nucleotide messenger RNA. NCBI's taxonomy places the organism in Eukaryota, Metazoa, Platyhelminthes, Cestoda, Diphyllobothriidea, Diphyllobothriidae. The record is from the annotation of a GenBank genome assembly.
AUGGCUGCUCUCAACGAGACCCAGUUCUCAAAACGAGGCCAAUUGGAGGAGGUGGGUGCCGGCUACACCUUUUUCUGGGGCGGCCGCUCAAAGGCAGAGCGUCGCGACAGAGGCCAGGACGACAUUGUGGGACGACUGACCAGUAUGCCGCAGGGCAUCAACGAUCGACGGAUGACCCUGCCCCUGCCUCCUCGGGGGUCCAAAUUCGCCAUCAUCAGCGCCUACGCUCUGACGAGGCAGAGACCAAGUUUUACGAGGACCUAG